GGCUGGCGGCCGCGGGGCUUGAGGCGGGUGUGGGGAGUCGGAGCGGAGCCGAGCGCCAGCGCGGGCUGAGGGUUAGGAGGGCGGCGACUGGAAGAGCGACCGGCGGCGGCGGCGGCGGCGGCGGCGGCGGCGAGGACGGGGCGCCCUCUCUCACUUUUUGAGUGCCUCCCUCCCCUCCUGACAGACCACCCACCCCACACUGUACCCCUCCCGCACCCGCCCCCCGCGCACCCCACGCUCACACCCAGCCUGCCCGUGAGCCUGGGGAACUUGCAGCUUAAAGCCGGCCACCCCCACGGCAACAUGUACCCCAGCAACAAGAAGAAAAAGGUGUGGAGAGAGGAGAAAGAACGUUUACUGAAGAUGACCUUAGAGGACAGACGCAAAGAAUACCUAAGAGACUAUGUUCCCCUGAACACCAUUCUAUCUUGGAAAGAUGAAAUGAAGGGCAAGAGCCAAAGUGAUGAGGAAAAUACUCAGGAAGCAUCACUAGUGAAGAAAAGUUUGAGUGAGAAAGUUUCUCUCUACAGAGGUGACAUCACAUUGCUAGAGAUAGAUGCUAUAGUCAAUGCAGCAAAUGCCAGUCUUCUUGGAGGAGGCGGUGUGGAUGGCUGUAUUCACAGAGCCGCUGGCCCCUGCUUGCUAGCCGAGUGCCGGACCCUGAAUGGCUGUGAUACGGGACAUGCAAAAAUCACAUGUGGCUAUGACCUUCCUGCAAAAUAUGUCAUCCAUACUGUAGGGCCAAUAGCCAGAGGCCAUAUUAAUGGUUCCCACAAGGAAGACCUUGCAAAUUGCUAUAAAUCAUCUCUGAAGCUGGUGAAAGAAAAUAACAUCCGAUCAGUGGCAUUUCCCUGCAUCUCAACGGGCAUUUAUGGUUUUCCAAAUGAGCCUGCUGCAGUUAUUGCCCUUGGUACCAUUAAGGAAUGGCUGGCCAAGAAUCACCAGGAGGUGGAUCGAAUCAUCUUCUGUGUCUUUUUAGAAGUUGACUUCAAAAUCUACAAAAAGAAAAUGAACGAGUUUUUCCCCAUAGAUGAUAAUGAUGGAGAAGAAGAUGUUGACAUGAAAGAAGAUUCAGAUGAGAAUGGUCCAGAGGAAAAGCAAAGUGCGGAAGAAAUAGAAGGGCAGAGCCAAGAAGCAGAUGGUGUCAGCACCCCCCCUGUGCCCAGCCCUGCUUCUGAAGAUGCAGUUGAAGAUUGUAAAGAUGAAGAUUCUGCAAAGGAUGACAACAUUAUAAAAGAUGAUGAAGUAGCAGAUCAUUCUGAGUGUGACCAAGAUCAUCCCAAUGGACAAGAGAGUGAAUCAACAAAGAAUGAAGUGAAACUUGAGACUGAGUCCCAGAGCUCAUCUAUGGAAACAGAAGAGAUUGCCUCAAACCAGGAGGAGGCCAUGACGGUGGAGCAACCAGAAGUGAUCCCACUGACAGAUGAAGAGGAAGAAAAUGAAGAUGGAACAGCUGAAGGCGAGGACAUACCUGCUAUGUCUGUGAAAAGCCAAGACUCCAGUGACACAGAAAAUGCCACAGGUCCUGAAGUUGAAAUGAAUAGUCCAGUUGACAAUGUAAAUGACCCAACAGAGAGUCAGCAAGAAGAUUGCCAAUAGGGGCACAAAGAUGAAGCAAAGGAACAAACAAAGGAAACGAAAUGACAGUCAGCAUUGCAGGGCCUGGCCCUGGGGAGUUUGGGAAG
This is a messenger RNA of Dipodomys ordii (Ord's kangaroo rat), 1685 nucleotides long. RefSeq names its product MACRO domain containing 2 (gene Macrod2). Gene Ontology annotation, cellular component: nucleoplasm. The transcript has 18 exons. Gene Ontology annotation, molecular function: ADP-ribosylglutamate-[protein] hydrolase activity. Gene Ontology annotation, biological process: peptidyl-glutamate ADP-deribosylation; purine nucleoside metabolic process; DNA damage response. The coding region runs from base 304 to 1599 and encodes 431 amino acids. The record is from RefSeq and is a predicted model, not a curated record. NCBI's taxonomy places the organism in Eukaryota, Metazoa, Chordata, Mammalia, Rodentia, Heteromyidae.